AUGACAACUGAUAAAAAAUCAAAAUCAAAAUCAAGUGAAAAAUCAACACAAGAAGUUGAACAAGUUAUUAAACCAGAAAAAACCCCAAUUUUAGAUACUAGUAAAUGGCCAUUAUUAUUAAAAAAUUAUGAUCAAUUAUCAGUUAGAACUGGUCAUUAUACACCAAUUCCAAAUGGUCAUUCACCAUUAAAGAGACCAAUCAAAGAGUAUGUUAAAUAUGGUAUUAUCAAUUUGGAUAAACCAUCAAAUCCAUCAUCACAUGAAGUUGUAGCAUGGAUUCGUACCAUUCUUCGUGUAACCAAAACUGGUCACUCUGGUACAUUGGAUCCAAAGGUUACUGGUUGUUUAAUCGUUUGUAUUGAACGUGCAACUCGUUUGGUUAAAUCACAACAAGGUGCAGGUAAAGAGUACAUUGGUAUCGUUCGUUUACAUGGUGCCAUCGAAGGUACCACUGAACUCUCAAAGGCUGUAGACACCUUGACCGGUGCUCUCUUCCAAAGACCACCACAAAAAUCUGCCGUCAAAAAGAGAUUAAGAGUUCGUACCAUUCAUAACUCCAAAUUAUUAGAAUUUGACCCAGAACGUAAUUUAGGUUUAAUUUGGGUCGAUUGUGAAGCCGGUACCUAUAUUCGUACCCUUUGCGUUCACAUUGGUCUCUUGAUGGGUGUCGGUGGUCAUAUGCAAGAACUUCGUAGAGUCCGUUCCGGUAUCAUGUCUGAAAAGAAGGGUCAAGUCACCAUGCAUGACGUCAAAGACGCUCAAUACGAAUAUGACAAUAGCAAAGACGAAUCUUACUUACGUCGUGUCAUUCAACCAUUGGAAGCAAUUCUCACCAAUUACAAGAGAAUCGUCGUUAAAGACUCUGCAAUCAAUGCCAUCUGUUAUGGUGCUAAACUCAUGAUUCCAGGUCUCUUACGUUAUGAACAAGACAUUGAAUCAAACGAAGAAGUCGUUCUUAUCACCACCAAAGGUGAAGCCAUCGCUAUUGGUAUCGCUCAAAUGACCACCGCUUCAAUGGCCACUUGUGAUCAUGGUGUCGUUGCCACAAUCAAAAGAGUUAUCAUGGAUAGAGAUGUCUAUCCAGUUAGAUGGGGUCUUGGUCCAAAAGCAAAGGUCAAGAAGGAAAUGAUCAAAGAUGGUAAAUUAGACAAAUUUGGUAAACCAAAUGAAAAAACUCCAUCAGAUUGGACCAACACUUACACCUAUUACACUGGUCAAGUUGCCACUACCACCACCACCUCCCCAGUCGAAUCAAUGAAUGUUGAUACUCCAAAGAAAGCAACUGCCUCUGUCGCCGUUAAAGCUGAAGUUGAAUCAUCUGAAGAUGAAAAACCAGUCCCAAAGAAAGAAAAGAAAGAUAAAAAAGAAAAGAAGAAAGACUCAUCCGAUGACGAAUCUGAAGAAGAGAAAUCCUCAAAGAAAGACAAAAAAGAAAAGAAAGAAAAGAAAGAAAAGAAAGAAAAGAAAUCCUCAAAAGAUGACUCUGAUGAUGAAUCAUCCAAAAAAGAAAAGAAAGACAAAAAGAGAAAGAAAUCUUCCGAUAAAGAUUCAGACAGCGAAAAAGAAUCUUCUGAUAAAAAAGAUAAAAAAGAUAAAAAAGAAAAAAAGAAAUCAAAGAAUUAA
Dictyostelium discoideum AX4 is the source of this 1623-nucleotide messenger RNA. RefSeq names its product pseudouridine synthase family protein (gene nola4). The coding region runs from base 1 to 1623 and encodes 540 amino acids. The record is from RefSeq and is a predicted model, not a curated record. The transcript is spliced from 2 exons. Gene Ontology annotation, molecular function: pseudouridine synthase activity; RNA binding. Gene Ontology annotation, cellular component: nucleolus. Lineage: Eukaryota; Evosea; Eumycetozoa; Dictyosteliales; Dictyosteliaceae. Gene Ontology annotation, biological process: RNA processing; RNA modification; RNA-templated DNA biosynthetic process.